GGGGGGCGGGGCCUCGGGGUGACCCUGCCGGCGCGGGCCGCGUUUGGCCGCAGAGCCGCUCGAGCAGCAGCAGUCAGCGGAGAGCCUGGUCCUCGCGGAGCUGCCACCAUGCCCAAGUGCCCGCGUUGCCAGAAGGAGGUCUACUUCGCUGAGAAGGUUACCUCCCUGGGGAAAGACUGGCAUCGACCAUGCUUGAAGUGUGAGAAAUGCAACAAGACCCUGACUUCAGGCGGCCAUGCUGAGCAUGAUGGGAAGCCCUAUUGCAACCAGCCGUGCUACUCUGCCUUGUUUGGACCCAAAGGAUUUGGCCGGGGCGGAACUGAGAGUCACACAUUCAAGUAAACCUCAGGGCUGGAUGGAGAGGAUUCCUUGUGGAGCCGGAGGACAGCGCAAGCACCUUGACAAAUGCAUUUUUAAUUCACUAUGUAAUUAACUAGCACAUUAAAAGCAAUAAAUUACCUAGAGGAAUUUAGCUGGCA
This is a messenger RNA of Caretta caretta (loggerhead turtle), 479 nucleotides long. RefSeq names its product cysteine rich protein 1 (gene CRIP1). The record is from RefSeq and is a predicted model, not a curated record. Gene Ontology annotation, biological process: regulation of gene expression; intrinsic apoptotic signaling pathway in response to DNA damage. Gene Ontology annotation, molecular function: zinc ion binding. Lineage: Eukaryota; Metazoa; Chordata; Testudines; Cheloniidae.